Dromaius novaehollandiae (emu) is the source of this 7267-nucleotide messenger RNA. It is a transcript of the gene WIPF1, whose product is annotated as WAS/WASL interacting protein family member 1. The record is from RefSeq and is a predicted model, not a curated record. Bases 851 to 2389 code for a protein of 512 amino acids. The transcript is spliced from 11 exons. Lineage: Eukaryota; Metazoa; Chordata; Aves; Casuariiformes; Dromaiidae. Gene Ontology annotation, molecular function: actin binding.
GGGACGGCAGCGCACGCAGGUGCGGCCGGGCGCGCUAAAGCGCGGAGCAGCCGCGGCCGGGAGCGCCCCGGGGGCCCGGGGCUGCCGCCCACCGGCGCCGGCCCUAGUCCUGUGGGGGCGCGGGCUGCGGCCCCCCCGGCCGCCCCCGGGCCCGGCCUGGGCUCGGCUGUCUCCUGGCUGCGGCGCCCCCGGGGCCGCGGCGUGCGCAGCGGCGGCGCGCGGCGCCCCAGAGCCGCCCCAGAGCCGCCCCAGAGCCGCCCCGCCGGCGCUUCCUGCCGCCGCGCCGCGCCCGCUAUAAAUAGCCGCCCGGAGCAACAUGCCACGGCCGCCGCAGCGGCUGCAGUGCCGCCGGGAGCUGCCGUCCCCCGCCGCGGCGGAGCGCGCCCGCAGCGCGUUGGUUGUCCGACUAUGUCUGUGUAUUGCCAUCCUCUGAAGGGAGCUGUGUGUCAGAGUAAAGCCCCGUGGCAGCUGAGCCCGACAACUGCGCAGCGCUGCCUGCCCGGGCGGCUCUGCUCGCGACGGCUGCCGCGGAAGCCAGGCACGUGCCAGUGCUUUGAGAUGCGUCGCAGAGAUAAGGAACUGUCCAACCGCCAUUUCUGAGCAAGGCAUGACUUUAUGCCCUAGGAAGUGAGGACAGAGGCAAAAAAAUCCCUGUGAAGCAGGAUUCUCUCUGACAGUGUCCAACAGCAAAAUGGCAGGAAUGUGCAACCUGGGAAAUGUUACUGCAAGAUAAUUAACCUGAGCACGAGUAUUCUGGGCUGAGCUUGCCAGGCCUUGUAUUCCGUCCAGGCAUCUCUCCUGCUAGUUGAGAGGUUUCUUGGCAAGGUCGCGAGGAGCUCAGCCGCCCACCAUGCCGGUGCCUCCCCCGCCGGCUCCCCCGCCGCCCCCAACCCUGGCCUUGGCAAAUACUGAAAAGCCAUCCCUAAGCAGGUCAGAGCAAGCAGGGAGAAAUGCUCUAUUAUCUGAUAUCACCAAAGGAAAAAAGCUAAAGAAGACUGUUACUAAUGACAGAAGUGCUCCAAUUCUGGACAAACCCAAAGGACCUGGUGGAGGUGGUGGUGGCUUUGGAGGAGGCGGCGGCGGCAGCAGUGGCGGCGGCGGGGGCUUUGGUGGUGGUGGUGGUGGCAGCGGUGGUGGUGGCUUCGGUGGAGGUGGACCACCUGGCCUUGGAGGCCUUUUUCAAGCAGGAAUGCCAAAGCUCAGAUCUGCUGCCAGUCGAGAUGCUGAUGCCGGGGGAAGCAGGCCGCCAGUGCUCCCGCCCGGAGGCAGGUCAGCAGCUGCCAAGCCUUUUUCUCCUCCGAGUGGGCCAGCCCGAUUCCCGGGACCACCUUCCGGACAGAGGAGCGCUGCCGCUGAGCCGCAGAGGAACCGCCUGCCGCCCCCCAGACCCGACUUCGGCUCCAAGCCCGACGGCGGGCCCCCGCCGGUGCCGAAUACGCCGCGACCCGUCGCAUCCAGCCUGCACAACCGCGGGUCCCCCCCGGUGCCAGGGCUGAGCAGGCAGCCCAGCAUCGGGCCCACGCCUCCGCCUUUCCCGGGCAGCAGGAAUGCCGCGUUCGGAGGCUCCGUCCGCCAGUCCAGCCCGAGCUCCUCGUCUCCCUUCUCCAACAGACCUCCGCUGCCACCCACGCCGGGCCGGCCGGCCGACGACAAGCCGCCGCCGCCGCCGCCGCCCCCCGCCGGGCACCGGUCCCCCGGCGGCGGCCGGGACGCGGGGCUGCCGCCGCCGCCACCACAGAACAGCAAACCGCCGGUGCCCGCCUCGCCGCGGCCGCCCCUCGGCGCCCCGGCGCCCCCGCCGCCCCCCAGCCGCCCGGGGCCACCGCCCGUCCCGCCGGUGCCCGGCGGCAGCGACGAGAUGCCGCGGCUGCCGCAGCGCAACGCGUCGCUGGGCGCCGCGGGGCCCGGCCUGGCAUCGGCGGGGGGCCGAGCGGGACCGCUGCCGCCACCACCACCGCCCGCCGAGCGCCCGCCGCCGCCCGUGCGCGACCCGCCGGGCCGAGCAGGCCCCCUGCCGCCGCCGCCGCCGCUGAGCAGGAACGGCAGCACGUCGAGAGCCCUGCCGGCUACUCCGCAGCUGCCCUCCCGGGCCGGCCUGGAAAACCAGAGAGGAGGGCCGAGGCCACCGCUGCCUCCGGACCGGCCAGGCACCGGAGCGCCGCCGCCACCGCCGCCGCCUGCACCCGCCAUCAGGAACGGCUUCCAGGAGUCGUGUGAUGAUGAGUGGGAAAGCAGAUUUUCUUUCCAUCCUAUAUCUGACUUGCCACCUCCAGAGCCAUAUGUACCUGUGAACAAAAGUUAUCCAAGUAAACUAGCAAGAAAUGAAAGCAGAGGUGGCUCUGGCCGAAAAGAAAGAGGUGCUCCCCCUCUUCCACCUAUACCAAGGUGAAAUGGGUCCCGGCCCAUCCCUGGACAACUUCUGUUUUAAAGUUUCCUUCAAGUCAGUUCUCCUGUCCACAUCAUCGGAAAGUAGUCUGUCUUGCUUUAUUUCUACUUUUGGCUUGUCAGCUGGAAUAAACUUCAGUCUCUGUUACAGAAGUAAUAGAUGCAGCUUAUGAACUAUAGUUGCUUAAAGCUAUCAAUUUUAUUUGCUUAUAUUGCAGGCUGUCAUGAAAAGCAUUUGGUGGCCCAUAUACAACAUACAUAUGUCAUGCAUAUGGGGUCCAGCCCUGUACCCUUGAGUCCAAUAGGAGAUCCGUCUUUGAAUUUAGUGAUAGCUGGAACAAAGCUGUCUCAUUAAUUUGGGGUACAGUGGCUGUAUUAUUUGAAUGACAAAGUACAAUCUAUUUUCUCUUUAAAAAACAAUUACCAGAGAAUAUUGCAUAGCCAAGAGUCCCGUGGAUCCUUCUUUGUGUGCUUAACUUGGCCCAAGUGCUUCUGCAAGCCACUGUCCUACUACGUGGUGACCAAGACUUCAGUCUACAUCUUUGCACCUCAGCUUAGCCUAGCUAACCAUGUUUCAAACCAUCGAUGGCUCAUCCUGCCCCAAGGAUGGAGUGUGACUGGCCUUGCUUUUAUCUGCGGAGGAUCUUCCAAAGAGAAGCACAAAUUAAGAAUUCAGUGGCAUAAAAAUAUCUUCUCUAUCCGUCCCACCUUGUUUUGUAAUAGCUUUAUGCUUUUAGUCACCUAAUUCUUUCCUACUUUGAUGUGGACCAACCCACAGCCAUCCAUGGCCUGGAUUACUGUAAUGCUCUCUACAUGAGACUACAAGCAAAGUUUCCUCAGAAGCAGUCUUAGUGCAAAUGCAGCAAUUAUUGUAGUUACAAGCUCUUUCUGUGAAGCAUCAUGAGCAUCAGUGCUCUGCAGAUUACAUAAGCUCUCCAGUUGUUUCUUUGGUACAAUUAAAUCAUGGGAUUUUUUUACUUAAAAAGCUUCUUGGGGCUUAGCUCACAAUUCUCAGAGAGACUGUAGUUGACUUAUGUUAUAACAGAGCAGCUGAGGUCAAAAAAUGUGCAUAAAUGAAAGCCCUUUGAUUUAGUGAAGGAGGUCCAGGGUUAGUGUAUUCUAAUGGAAGCAUCAGCUCCAAAAUUUGCUGUCUUCACUCAUUCAAGAGAAAUGGAAAGAUUUGGCCUUCUGAGUUUGCCAUGAAGCCUGUCCUUUCAACUUGUGCUGAAAGGAAUCUCAGCAGAGAGCUGCCAGCCUUGUGUUAAUAGAAGAAAAAGUAAAGUAUUCUCACAUUGUGACAGUCAGUUGAUUUAAUGGCUUUUCAAUUUUGUAUUUGAGAACACAGUUAAUUGAAUAAGUGCAUUUUAUAAAUGGAUCUAAGUAAAUGUAAAAAGCCUUUGGAAAUCAGAGGAAGACUGUAAUUCUGGAUUUGAAAUAUUGCUGAUUAAUAGCUCUUUAUUAAUGGGACUUCUGAAGGUUAGCUCUGAAAAAAUUCUCCUGUGUCUCCUCAGCAGUAUUUGUUUCUUGAGCUUACUCCUUGGACUCCCUACAAAGGCCGUAUCAGUGGGCAUGUUUCACAGGGUAUUGCUCAAAAAAAAAAAAAAGAAAGAAAAAAAAAAGGAAAAAAAUAGUCAUGUAGGUUAGGAAAAUGUUUCACUGGUGUGGGAGACAUGAUCCUAAGUGCGCUCUGAGGCUAGGAUGAGGUCAGUCCUUGGAAAUCCAAGGAGUUUAGCCAAAGAGAGCUUGAACCCCACAGAAGCAUUUGUGUGUAGGGUCUUCUGCGUUGUCAGUGACCAUGGAGGGCCAGAGCCCCCUCCUGCCGUACAGCCGGGACUGUCCCAACGAAGGGCAUCAGACAGAGUUGGAUUAGGCCAGACCAAACUUAAUUUGGCCUUUUCGGUAUUUGUUUACAAAAUCGUGUUAGCUGUGAUAGUAUUUGGUUAUGUACCUGUUUUUGCAUUUUUGUAUCUAAUGACCUACUUUAAGUUACUAUUUAUGGUCUUGAAUCUGCAAUUAAAUCUGCGCAGGCGCAGGGGUGUAUCUAAAUCUAAUUGUAGGAUCAUGGCUGUAAGAGUUUCUUAAACAGAUAGUAACGGGACCUCCGUGUGACAGGUGCACCUUGGGAUCAAGCCCAGUUCAAUACUGAAUUUGUAAAUGUAUUUUAUGGAUGUCACUUAAGCAUAUGCACUAUGCAAAGUGCCGAUCUCUUUGGCAUACUAUUAUGUGAAUAGAAGUCCAAAUAAGAUAAUAACUUAAAGGAUAAAUUAUUGUAUUCAUGUUAUUAAACUGAAGCACUUAUAACUUUCUGAGGAAUGACAUUUUGAAUUUAAGAAUACAAGAUUUUCAAUACAUUGACCUGCCAAAUCCUUAUUAAUAUUCAAGUAGUUAUACAGCCAAAAAUCUGAGCAAACUCCAGAAGCUAUACAUUUUUUGUUACUUAUCUAUUUCCAGCAUGACUGUUUUACUUUGAAUAAAUCAAUGAAAAUGCUGCACAUUGUUCUGCCAACUCUCUGCAUAGUUCAAAAUAUUCUCUGAUUUCUUGAGCAAGGUUUUCUGACCAAAAAUUCUGGGCAAUAACCAAAGACUUGGCAAAUCAACUUCAAUCUCACUUAAAAAUGUGCUGUGUAAAAAGCCUUCAGUCAACAUGCCAAGAAACCUGGGCUGCUUGUCUUUUAGCACUUUGUUGUACUAUUGAAACCUCUUCAAAAUGGAUGUUUGGCAUAUAGAUAAAAUACCUUAAAAAUGCAGAAAGAGAGGUUUUUUUUCUUGUAACAACAACUUUACUAUUUGUAUCUUUUGCUGUAAAAUUUCCUAGAUAUAUUCCAGAACAAUGCAGCAUUUUGUCAUUCAGUAUAUCGCUUCAUAUAUCCAUAGCUAUUUACAAUAUGAUCAAUAUUAAAAUAUUUAUUUCACUAUGCAAUAUUAAAAAAGAAAAAAACAAAACUCAUUGAACCAGUGGUGCCUUAUGACCUUUUUAGUCAACUUUUCAGUGUCUCACUAGAAAAAUUAAUAGGCAUUGUUCUUCCGUGCCCUAAUGUAAGAUAGUGCUGAUAGCAGCAUUAGACAGCGUCUGAGCCAAGCCCUGCUGUUGUAACAUGCUCAGUCGGCUAACUUCAGGUUGAGUUAAGUGUAUGGAGGUACUGUUGAAUCAGUCUUUAGGGGAGACCUAAGUGGGAACUGGUCUCCCAGCGGGAACUUCACCCUAAGUUGUUGGUAUGUCUCUGGAAACCUAACCCUUUCCAUGAAGCAGUGUCUCUCUCUGCUCUCCGUACAGUCCAGCUGACUUCAGCAUGGUUGCACAGGUUAUUAGAGGGCUAAAUUUGAUUCACCGCUUGCGUAUAGGAUUUAUUGUGUUUGUUUUAAUGGCGUUGUAGUAGCAACAUUCACACCUCAAACUACCUUUUUAUGUCAUCACUAAGACUUGCAUUGCAUGACAAUGGCCACAGGUGUUCAUUUCUGUGUAAUUCAACUAAGUAAAUAAAAUGGGAUUAACUUUUGUACCAUAUAACAAUUAUUUCUGCUCAAUAUUUUUGAAAGAGAAGCACAUGUUCUAUCUGCACCAGCCACUGGUAGAAGAGGUCACAGCGAUUGAUGGUCAGAGUUGUUACAGGAAACCCAACCUGUGAUUCAGGAAGCACGUAUUUCUGUAAAUGAGCUACUUAAAUAUGGUCGCAAGGUUCUUGUUUAGAAGCCAGGAUUUCCCAGCACUAAAAGAAUCAUGAGAACCAGGUUUUUUUCUGCAGUACUGAACUAUCGAAGAAGUUCCUUAGCUUGUCCUUUAGAAAGCUGGACAGUAGCUUCUACUUGCAGCAGCAGCUGUUUACACGUCACUUGUGGAAGCUGUGCUCUGUUGGAGCAGAGGACCAGGAAACUAAACUGCUAUCAUGUUUCACGUAUAUUGCAGCACAACAAUUUUCUGUGCAAAAAUAUGCAAAAAGAAACUGUACUUUUCCCCUUGGAAACAAAGACUGGAGUUGGAUGAUCAAACUGGGAAUUGUUUCAAGCAGAAGGUCAAGAGAUGUAGACAGAAGGCCAUUCAAUUACGGGACUCUGAAAGGGAGAAGAGUGUUCAUGGAAGUAAAAACCAAUUUGCUGAAGUUUGGUAUCAAUAUUAGAGUACAAAUCAAGAUAAAAUGUGCAUGUACGUAGUAUCUCGUUGUAAUACUGUGAACACUGCUGUCUUACAGUCAUGUGUGAACAGAACCUGUUAUGGCGGUACAUUGACUCUGUAUAAUAUAUAUUGUAUGAACUUUAAUCUGUCAAACUGUAUUCACCAGAAAAUUAAGGAGAAUCUCUUACAUAAAGAUGUUCAGUAACAUGUUCAGUGUAGCUAGUUCACAGAAUGUUUCCUCAUGUACGUAAGGAGAAAAUAGGGACCUUUUCGGUUGUAAGGUGAAACUGUCUGUGCCAGUUAGUUAACGUGUAAAUCUGGAGCAUUGACGAGAAGGGAAGCGUUCAAGGUGUUCAGCAGAAGCAGGACACACGUAUAUGUUCUUAGUUGCUCAGUAUGCAGUUAGGUAGACAGAAUAGGAGAGAAAAAAUGGAAACGGCAUGUCUUAAGAAAGGGAGUAAUACACUUCAGUAUGUUGCCUUUUUGAAAUACAGUUUGUCUGUGAUAAAUGAUCAUAAAGUAAUACAUACAAAGGAAGACACUUUAAAUUUGGACUUCUAAAGCCACAUGACUAUGAAAGGGAGAGGAUCAGAACUUAAAACACAGGCUAAACAGAAAGUAACAUGUUUUUAUCAGAUGCUUAAAGUUUGAGCUUUUUAUAAAGUAUUAGUCUAGUUCUGUGGAUAUUUUUCUGCUUAACAUUUAUUUUGUAUGUGAUUUUUUUCUCCUUAUUUUUCUGUCCUAUGCCAAAUAAAUUUUACUUUUAUUUAA